AUGGCAUCAUACCAACGACAUGCAAAUGCAGAAGUCAUCGCAAAGAUUGAGGCGAUAUUCGAGAACAUUGCAGAUAGCCUCCUCAACGAAGAAAAUCCAUACGUUCCCGUGAACGAUAUCUUCAUUCCCUUGAGAAAUAAGAAGCAUACACCACUGAAUGGUAAUGCGCCUAGUCUAUUUGACGCCGAGCCCUCAGACGGCUUCACAAAUGUUUCUUUCCCAGCAAAAGGGCGGCCGAAAGAAGCUUGGAGAUUCACGGUACUUAUUCGCAUCCUGGACCUCAUGCAUGAGGCUCUCUGUGACAAUGUCAUCGUCUCUAAGAGGAACAUCUACUACAAAGAUCCUGCGCUUUUCAAGACUCAAUUAACCGUGGAUUACUAUGUGGACAUCAUUGCAUACACCUUUGGCGUCUCAAGACUCGCUCUCAACGUUACUGCCGCUGCGAAAGGUCUUGUCGCCGGGAACUUCAUCUUGAAGAGGCCGGACGGCACACAGGCUUAUAGAAAGCCCGGCGUGCCACAACUUAUCGACGAUCCCCACGACGUCCAGGCGAUCGACAUUUCCGGUGUCGCCUGGAUCCUGGUGAUUGAGAAAGAAGUCUGUCUCUGGUCCAAGGGCGUGUUCAGCGCUGACGGCCCCCAGUCCACAUUUCGAACGCUGGCAUCAAGCAAUCUCCAGCAGAGCUCACGCGCAGGAAAUGGCAUAAUGCUCACCGCAAAAGGCUACCCCGACAUCUCUACCCGAUCCUUCCUGCGUCUCCUCUCAGGCUCUCAUGAUCUCGACAGCAUCUCUCCGCCCAUCUAUGCUCUCACCGAUUUCGAUCCGGAUGGCUUGGCCAUCAUGUCCACCUACAAACACGGCUCGUUCAAGCUCUCCCACGAAAGCGCUGGCCUGAAUGUUCAAGGCAUACAAUGGCUGGGCGUAAAGAGCCAAGAUGUUCUUGCUGGAAACGGACAGAAUGAGUACAACGGUCUGCUGAGACUCAGUGGAAGGAAUAGGAAAAAGGCGGUAGACAUGCUGGAGAGGAGUGAGAUGCUUCAGGAGGGUAGCAAGGAAGAAGAGUGGAGACGUGAGUUGCAGAUCAUGCUAAUGCUGAACGUCAAAGCGGAAAUGGAAGUCCUGGCUGAAGGGGAAGGAGGCGUUAAGGGGUGGGUCGAGGAGAAGCUGCUAGCGAAUGGCACCAGCUUGGCUGCGGAUGAAGACUUGCUUGAAACACAUCAGUUGGCGGAUAUAACGCUUGGCGAAGACAGAUUUCCCAGCCUGCAAGCGAAUGAGGAGGACUUCUUGCUUGACACGCAUGGGACGCCAGAGAUGUCAGCUGUAGGAGAAGGUUCCCCAAGUUUGGAAGCGGAUGAGGACUUGCUUGAUACAUAUCAGAUGGCGGAUACCGCAUUUGCUGACGAAGGUUCGCCCAUCUCGCAACUGGAUGAGGAUUUGCUGGAAACACAUCAAGUGGGAGAUAUGUCUCUCGCAGAAGAAGAUUCCCCCGGCUUAGAAUGGGACGAGGAGCUCUGA
Letharia columbiana is the source of this 1515-nucleotide messenger RNA. RefSeq lists its product as uncharacterized. Gene Ontology annotation, cellular component: nuclear chromosome. NCBI's taxonomy places the organism in Eukaryota, Fungi, Ascomycota, Lecanoromycetes, Lecanorales, Parmeliaceae. Bases 1 to 1515 code for a protein of 504 amino acids. The record is from RefSeq and is a predicted model, not a curated record. The transcript has 6 exons. Gene Ontology annotation, biological process: meiotic DNA double-strand break processing; reciprocal meiotic recombination; meiotic DNA double-strand break formation. Gene Ontology annotation, molecular function: ATP binding; DNA binding; DNA topoisomerase type II (double strand cut, ATP-hydrolyzing) activity.